ACAGUCAGCUGUAGAUUGAGUGGAAGUCGGUGGAGUCACAUAUUAAAUCACAGACUUCACUGCUCAUCUGAGGACUGUUACUUGACGUCCAGCUUUGCGUUUUGUUUUGUUUUUUGAGUUUUUUUUUUUUUUGUUGCCCAUCCUUUUUUUUUUUUUCUUCUUUUUUUUUUUUUUGCCGGUUUAUGUUGCUGCACAUUUUUAACGUGCAGCCACAGGUUGACCGAUUUAAACAAAGCACCAUGGACUAUUCCUCUUCAUCUCGUGUCGAUUGUCACUGACAGGAUCGAAAUGGGCACCAUCCUUAGAUUACUGAUGACAGAAGGAGAAAUAAACUGAUCAUAUCAAGUGAGCGGAGACGGAGGCAACAUCUGUGGGAAGCGACGCACAAUUUCGGCAGACAAGCGAGGACCUGUGGAGGAGCUGUAUGAAAGGAGGCGAAAGGAUGGUGGGAUGGCCGUGACAACAUGAAAAAGAAAAAGUGUGGUGGUCUAUUUUCAUCCAGCCAGUGAUUCAACACAACUAACCUGGGGGACAGGGACUGAGAGAGAAGAGGUAGGAGACAGGUGCGUGGCCACAGCCGUGACCAUGGAGCCUCCCCCCUCUCUAAGCUUGGCUCUGCUAGGAGGGAGCGAGGAUGAGGACCAACGCUUCCUCUUUCCCCUGGGCAUUAUAUCCCAUCCCUCCACCACUGGCAAUCAGCCAGGAUCAAACCACUCCAACCACAUGGGAGGAUCAAGCCUCGACCGUCUAAAUGGCAGCACCCCGUCCCCGUCCCCUGCCACGCCCAACUUACCUCCAACAUCGCUCCCCAAGUUACCCCUGUCCUCCUCUGGAGCCCAGCCUCUGCCCCCACCCAUCCCCAACGCCCUGCACCCCACCAGCACCCCACUGUCCUCCUGCUUGGGCUCGCAGCACAGCCUGAGCGGGGACAACUCCCCGGUCUACAACGCCCUCUUUUACUCCUCCCACUCACCCUCCAUGGAGCGGGAGAGGGACAGAGAGCGUGACAGGGACAGGGAGAGAGAGAGGGGCUGCAAACACAGACAGGCCAGCCCUCUGGUUCACCGUAGGGACAGUAACCCCUUCACGGAGAUCGCCAUGAGCUCCUGUAAGUACACAGGCGGGGUCAUGAAGCCCCUGAGCCGCCUCAGCGCCUCCCGCAGAAACCUCAUCGAAUCAGACAGCAGCAGUGAAACCAAAGAGGGUGGCGUUUCAGCUGUUGCCGGGGCAACGGCCGCUGGGGGGCAUGACAGACAGCGAGAAGCCCUACCUACCUCUUCGGUGGCCCAGUCCUCUACCAAUCAACCCCCAAUCCAGAGCCCUCCAGAGAUUGUGAUUUCAUCCAAAGAAGACUCGCCGUACCUCAGAGGAGGGUAUGACAUCACUGACUCCACAUCCAACCAGAUGUCCAUCUACCACCAGAACCACGCGCUGGUGGAGAGCAGGCGGGCGCAGCCGGGGAGGGGCAGCAGGCAAGGAGGGGUCGGGGCGGUGGGCACCGGGCCUAGGGGCAGCACCUCCAAGGCCCCUAAACGGAAGAACCAAAACAUUGGCUAUAAACUGGGGCAUCGCAGGGCAUUGUUCGAAAAGAGGAAGAGGCUGAGUGACUAUGCCCUCAUCUUCGGAAUGUUUGGCAUCGUCGUCAUGGUUAUUGAGACGGAGCUGUCAUGGGGCGUGUACACAAAGAGCUCCAUGUAUUCUCUGGCCCUGAAGUGUCUGAUCAGCCUGUCCACAGUCAUAUUGCUGGGCCUCAUCAUAGCCUACCAUGCACGGGAGGUUCAGCUGUUUGUCAUCGACAACGGAGCGGAUGACUGGCGCAUCGCCAUGACGAUGGAGAGGGUCCUGCUGAUUGCCCUGGAGCUGCUGGUGUCCGCGGUGCAUCCAGUGCCCGGGGACUUUAAGUUUCAGUGGCGGGCGCGGCUGGCCUUCUCGUAUGCGCCGUCGCAGGCCGAGGCCGACCUGGACAUGGUGUUGAGCGUGCCCAUGUUCCUGCGCCUUUACCUCAUCGCCAGAGUCAUGCUUCUGCACAGUAAACUCUUCACCGACGCCUCCUCCAGGAGUAUAGGUGCCCUAAAUAAGGUGCAUUUUAACACACGGUUUGUAAUGAAAACCCUCAUGACUAUCUGCCCUGGGACGGUGCUGCUGGUCUUCAGCAUCUCUCUGUGGAUCAUUGCUGCCUGGACCGUGCGAGUGUGUGAGAGGUACCACGAUGCCCAGGAUGUGACCAGUAACUUCCUGGGAGCCAUGUGGCUUAUCUCCAUCACUUUCUUGUCCAUCGGCUAUGGAGACAUGGUUCCUCACACCUACUGUGGCAAAGGAGUCUGUCUGCUCACAGGAAUCAUGGGUGCGGGCUGUACGGCUCUGGUGGUUGCCGUGGUAGCGAGGAAGCUGGAGCUGACCAAGGCCGAGAAACACGUACACAACUUCAUGAUGGACACGCAGCUCACCAAGCGGAUAAAGAAUGCGGCGGCUAACGUGCUGAGGGAGACCUGGCUCAUCUACAAACACACCAAGCUGAUGAAGAAGAUCGACCACUCCAGAGUCCGCAAACACCAGCGGAAGUUCCUCCAGGCUAUACAUCAAUUACGCAGUGUGAAAAUGGAGCAGAGGAAACUCAGUGAUCAGGCCAACACACUAGUGGACCUCUCAAAGAUGCAGAGUGUCAUGUAUGAGCUGAUGUCGGAGCUCAACGACCGCAGCGAAGACCUGGAGCGCCAGAUGCUGUCUCUGGAACAGCGGGUGGAGCAACUCACUGCCGGCUUCAACGCCCUCCCUGCCCACCUCUCAGCCACCCUCAGUGCCCAGCACGCUGCCCUGGUCCACCUGCUGCGAGAGAGGGAUGCAAGGGAUGGAAGAGGAGGAGGUGGAGGAGGUGCUGUGGUCCCACUGUCCCCAGCAGCUUCUUUAACCCCUGCCCCAGCUUCAGUUUCUUCAGUCCAGGUCACAGCUCCAGCACCACCCCCAGCCCAGGUCCCUACUUUGGCCUUGGAGUCCCCUCUCUCACCCCUACCACUGAGCCCAGAGGGGAGCCUGGAGGCUAGUCCCAACCCUAACACCUGCACCUCAAGCUGCUGAAGACAGCUCUGAGGACCAGGAGAGGACAAAUCUGGGGACAAAACAGGGAGAGAGAGAGAGAGAGGGGUGGUGGGAUUGUGUUAGUCCUCUCACUUCAGACUAAAGAAGAGGAAUGAGGGAGGAGGAGGAGAAAAAUGUGAGGUGAUCCUCUGAAACUAACGCGCCAUGAGGGACGGAUGAGGAUGGGACUAUGAGGAGAAAUAAUGGGAUUAAGAUGGAGGGCCAAUAUGAAUGAUGAGACAUGUUAGGGACUUUGGGGCGCUUUCAUUGACGAUGGGAAGGAGAAGAAAAAUGGAGAUAAAAUGGAGACUCUAAAAGGUGUGAGGGGGAGGAAGGAUGUCAAGAGGGUGAGAAAUGGAGGUAGAGAAGAUGAGGAGGGGGAAGGAGAGAGGAGGAGAAAUAACGAGGAAUAAUUAUAUGAACUCAGAGCUCCUAAAUGGAAUCCACUCCAAUUACUGAAAAAGGCCUUUUAUUCUCUGUAUCUCUCUCUCUUUCUCUCUUUCUCUCUGUCUUUCCUUUCCCCCCUUUCCCAAUCUCUCUCUCCCUUCAUCAGGAAUUAAUGACCAUGACUUUUUAUCCUUAUGAUGUAUUUUCUAUCUGAAUGCUAAUUGUGUGUUAACGAGCAUCCCUUUAACAGAAGGUUCGAUCAAUACGACCACGAUUAAAGAAAAAAAAAAACUAGUGGCAUGCACUGCACACACACACACACACACACACACACACACACACACGCACGCACACACACACACUUGCAAACAUAAAUUAUAUUGACUCAUCAUCCACGCAAUACAAGUUAACAUAGCACAAACAUAAAUACACAAUCUUUCACAAUGCAGGCCCUAUUUCCACUCACACAAAGAAAUUAAUGCACCAGCCCAUUAGAUAAUACUAAAGCCUAUACUGCCAAGCACUCAAUGCACUGUCAAUCUCCACAGAGCACUGCCAAGCAAUGUAGACGCACUGUAAAAAAUGUUCAUCCUAACGACUUUAUCGUUUGUGGGUGUGAGCUAAUGCAGUAGUUUAGACUUAGAAUAGUUGUGACAUUUUAACUACUCAGUUGGGAGAAUUGUUAACGGUUCACCGAACCACACAAAUCAAGCUGAAAGAAGAUGACAUGAUACUGAGGGACGUGAGUCAUCAUAACAUCUAUUUGUGAUGAAGAAGACAGAAGCAGACGAUAAAAUAACGUAACACGACUAUAACAGGAUAAAUUACUGCAUUUACUGAUUUACAGAUUAAGUUGAACUGAUGUUUAAGUGUACUUGUAGGUUUGCUGUACUGAAAUGAGACUUGAAAAGAGUUAAGAUUUUGUUUAAUUUCUGUGAACAUUUUUCAUGUAAUCCUCAGAAAAUGGACAAUUAAUAGUUGUAUCAAGUGCGUUGAACCUGGGAUGGUGGUUGGGUGAACGAUUAGAUUAUAACACGAGCAUUUAUUAAAUUGGCAUUUCAAUCUGGCUGAUUUAUUUUGAAGAUGGUAUUGCAACUACAACACGGAGCUUUGCACAAACUUAAUGCUCCACACUCAGUGAGUCUUCUCAUUAUAUGUUAUUAAAACAUUUACUAGAGUCUUUCUGCCCAGAGGCAGACCAAUAUAAAUCAAAACUUUACCCAUUAAUAAUAAGUGAUCUGCUUAGUCUUUUGCUUUCAUGUGGCUGAAGUCAGUGGAGUCAAAUUGAAUGACAUACUGUAUUCUCUAUUGUUUUCUGCCAUUUUCUGAAGAAAAAAUGUUAUAGUUACUAAAAUAUAGAUUUUUACACUAGUAAUUUAAUUGUCUUUAAAAUCCUACAAUGAUUUAACUGUGUGAUUAUAAGUUGAUGUGAUUAAUAUUUUUUCACAGUGUAUGGUUGUGUCUAUGACCCUGAAUGAUGGGAAGAAGACCUUACCUACUGCCAUCUUUUUUUUCAAGCUUGCAGUCCCAAAACUACUCACUGUUAUCAUGAAUGUAUUCUGUGUAAAGAAAUACACUCAAACACUCUUGCUUGCUCGACCACUUAAACUGCCAUGUAGACACAGGAACAGACACCCACACACACAUACACACAGAUAACACACACAAACACACACAAACACACACACACACACACACCCACACACACACACACACACACACACACACACAAACAGACACACACCUCGACAACCAAAGUGCUCUCUCUUAAAUGGACUUCAAUAAGAGGCAGGGAACGCUGCUGUCACUGGGGACAAAAGAUAGCAGGAGGCGUUGCAGAUAUCUUGACAAUAUUUCUGAGGGAAUAACUGUGAAAAUCUGGGCAUGGACUUGUUACAGUGCUGUACAUGGACUGCUCUUCACUGCUUUAAAACAGAUCAAGGUGGACUAAGGAGGAACACAAGGGAACACAAAUAAACCUUAUAAAGGAUAAAUGGCCAUGCAGGAACAGCUGUUCAUUAAAUAAAUAAAACAUAGAAAGAGAGGUAUAUCUGAGAGGAAUUACAAUGGUGUGAUGGGAAGAGAGACAAGCCUACCCUUGCAUUUGAGACAAUAUCGAAAACUGUCUUAUAGCGACACGCUGUGGCCGGAAUACUGAAUUACAUACGCUUGGAAUAUUGUACAGUAUGAUGUUAACGAAAUCUAGCUUUGUAUUGCUUAGUCUUUUCUACCAUUAUGAUUAAACGCAGUUAUAGCUGAUAUCUAAUAUUAUUAAACUAUAGUAUUCUUCUCAUUCGUCAUGACAAUUAUGAUAUAUGUAUUAACAAUAUGUUAAAUAAUUAUGAACAAGGAAAGUGCCGUUUGAGGUUGAAAUUAUUUUGUAAUUUUAUUUUAUCAGAGAGAAUUAAUAAAGUAUAUAUCUAUAACA
Messenger RNA from Seriola aureovittata, 5890 nucleotides. It is a transcript of the gene kcnn3, whose product is annotated as potassium intermediate/small conductance calcium-activated channel, subfamily N, member 3. Gene Ontology annotation, cellular component: neuron projection; plasma membrane; neuronal cell body. The record is from RefSeq and is a predicted model, not a curated record. Bases 586 to 3075 code for a protein of 829 amino acids. Gene Ontology annotation, molecular function: small conductance calcium-activated potassium channel activity; calmodulin binding. Gene Ontology annotation, biological process: potassium ion transmembrane transport. The transcript has 10 exons. Lineage: Eukaryota; Metazoa; Chordata; Actinopteri; Carangiformes; Carangidae.